GGGAGAGCAGGAGAAGAUCGGUGAUCGAAUCAGAUAAUCAAAGCACCAGCAGUGCGCUUGAUUGGUGGGGUAAUCAGGGCAGCUGAUCGUGUGUCUUGUCUCGCUCAUCAUUCGUCCAAUCAAUCAAGAUGGACCGAGCUGACGUGGAACGCCGGCGGUACACGCGUUUGGAAGUUACUGACGUGGAUGCUGACGUGGACGCUGAAGAGUCCUCCAGCGCCGUUCUGACGUCAGAAAAAGAUGCCUUGUUACCUAAGGGCUUGGCGGCGACGAACUCCAGCUCCUCCUUAUACUAUACUCCGUCAUCAUCAUUAUCAUCAUCAUUAUCAUCAUCAUCGUCAUCACCAUUGGCGGGCAUAUUGACCGAGGAGCCAUCGCCAGGGAUCUCGUCUGGUGGGGGGGCGGGGGGGCGGGGCGGGGACUACGCCGGGAGGUCACUUGGUGCUUCCUUGUAUCCCGAUCCCGACGAGGCGAAGGGGGGGGGGAGGGCGACGGCGGGAGCGCCUGAGAGAGGAGCUGGCGCUGGAAACGGCGUGAGCUAUGGUGGAAAAAAGCGCUCGAGCGACUCCGACAGUAGUAGCGGGGGGGAUCGAGCAAGCGAUGGCAGGGGGGAGGUGGUCAUUGAAGUGGCGGCUAUGGAGGAAACUGGAGAUGGGAGAGGAGGUAGUGUGGGGAGAGAGGGGGAUGGAGGAGUGGUUGGGACUGGCAGUGCGUUGAAAGAGAAAGUGUUGGACGUUCCCGCUAAAACAGUUCUCGGCGAUGGCGAAAGCACUGCCGCCGAGUGCAGGAUCUGCCAGGAAGAAGAUGACGUCAAAAAUCUUGAAACUCCUUGCGCCUGCUCUGGAAGUGUGAAGUAUGCGCACCGGAAAUGCAUUCAGCGGUGGUGUAACGAGAAAGGCGACACCAUAUGCGAGCUGUGCCAUCAGAGGAGCACGACAGGCAAUGAGUGGGCAAUCACGCUUGAACAUCGCGUGAACUUACAAGAUCCUCGAGUUAUUGCUUUGGCUGCCGCAGAGCGUUUUGCGCUAGAGGACGAGUAUGCUGUUGCUAAUGCUACCGGAGCAGCAUGGUGCCGAUCGGCAGCGUUGAUUCUAAUGAGCCUCUUGCUGCUGCGCCAUGCACUUGCAUUAGUCGCGCACACCGAACCGAAUGGAUCGACGGUUGUGGGGGUCCAGAUGCUUAUGAUCCGAGUGAUAGGAUUCCUCUUACCUUGUUAUAUAAUGGCACAAGCGUUCAGUAUCCUGCACAAGAGGCGGCAGCAGCAGGAGGCAGCAAUUGCUGCGGCAGAGGCUGCAGCGGAGAUGGCAUUGAUAUUGCAGUCUGAGCAAGGCAGGAGCAUGAGAAUCACAAUUGCUCCUCCUCCUCCAGCGGAGCCAGCACCGCAGCGGCCAGAGCCUUGAUCUCCGCUUUCUUAUGUAAGGGACGCCAGAGGGAGAGAAACGAGAAGAAGAGGACUCACUGCAGGUGGACACAGAGGCAGAGCGGCAGGAGUCGGGUUGUAUAUGGCCUCGUGCAUGCAAUUGCAUGCCCAUGCUGUGAUUUUUCUUGGCGGAACAUGGGAGGACACCAAUCCUUCGUUUUGGUACUCAGUGGCGGCUACUACUUCCUGGUUCUUCUCUUCUAAACUUUCUCUAAAAAAUGUUGCGGCUGCAAAGUGAAUCAUGGAAAGUGUUAGUGAUCCUGCAGAUUGCCUAACUGCGAGUCAAGAGAAUGAUCGGCAUCAAUUCCCUGUACACUUCUGUGCCUUAUCCAUUGGCCUAUGUUAAGCUGACGUGGCAAACGGGCAGAUAUAAUAAUAUACAAAUACAUGUGGAAGGCGGCGAUACUUGCGGAAGGCUCACCACUGGUCUUGUACAGCUUUUGGGUAUCUCAUUCCAUCCUCUAUUAAACUGUUCCAUCUUCUCCAGAUUUUUUCCAAGCCUUUUGCAAAUCCUUCCCGUAUCUUUUCUUAAACGUUUUUUUUGCCCUGCCGUUCCCCGAAUCUUUCCCGAAUCUUUCUCGAACGAAUCUGGCAGUAACAAUUUAUUGGCUUUUAAGUUUUUACCACGGUCAAAUAUUCCCCCUCGUCUCCUUCUGUACUGCAAUAUCUUUGCCUGGCAAAUGAUUCACACCCACGUACAUGCAGCCUGUUGAAUGAUGUGUGUGCACGAUGGCGCACGAGUGUUGUUUCCACCACGCUGGCCGUCUCGUCUUUAGUGUGGCCGACUUUCUCGACUUGACAAGGUCACGGGGGCUUUUACCAACCAGGGCUCGUCAGUUGGUGGCGGGUGCAGAGGAAGUGACGGGCUGCUGAAUGGCGGACGAUGUGCAUGGCGCAAAAGCCGCACCCGACGUGUGGACCACAAUGGUAGUCUUCUCUUUACGUGAGGUGGGCUAAGCUGGAUUUGAGUCGUUAUGGGUAACCAGACAGUCGUAGUUUCGCUCAGUACCAGUUUGAUAUUGGCGAGUGAAAGCGGCUGGUUGGCCGUUGGCUGGAGAGGGAGCGAGCGACUGAGCUCCCAACAAUGCAGCGGAGGAUGACACCCCCCCUCGUUGUUGUCUGCUUUUUUUUUUACCUUAUCCAGGUUCCGAAAAUUGGGGCUGUUGUACAAUUUGGACUUAGAUAGGAAAAUGCCAGCUGUGACUGCUCGUUUAGGUAGCCGCAAUAGACGCCAGCGACUGUAGUAGCCGCAAUUGCCGAUUGUC
Chara braunii is the source of this 2685-nucleotide messenger RNA. NCBI's taxonomy places the organism in Eukaryota, Viridiplantae, Streptophyta, Charophyceae, Charales, Characeae. The record is from the annotation of a GenBank genome assembly.